UUUCAGAUUUUCUUGCGAGAGAACGGUGUGAGGCACGUCAGGACCGCCCCCUACCAUCCAUCAAGUAAUGGGCUGGCUGAGCGUUUCAUCCGCACCCUGAAGGAGGCCUUACGAAAAGAGAUGCCGGGCCGGCCUCUGUCCCGUCGACUAGCAAGUUUCUUGUUAGCUUACAGAAACACACCGCACGCCACAACCCUUCAGAGUCCUGCGGAGUUGCUGCUUGGGCGGCGGCUCACUACCCGUCUCGACAGACUGCGACCCUCUGCAGAGGAAACUGUUCACCGCAAGCAGGACGUGCUACAGGUGAAGCACAGUGGCAAACACCGACACUUCGUGCCGGGUGAUAAGGUGUACGUCAAGAACUUCCGGCCGGGUGAGAGGUGGUUGCACGGAGUCGUCAUGGCUAGAUCCGGACCGGUCUCCUGCAGGCUUCGCGUGACCACACCGCGGGGGACCUUCGUGUGGCGGCGACACCAAGACCACCUGCGGUUGCGGGAGAGCUCUACCCCAGAGGAGGAGGAAGGUGGUUUGCUGAUACCGAGUGUCCUGCCAUCAUCGCCAACCCCAGGGCAAGGGGGACUCGUGAACGAGCUGCCUCCAGUUGGGUCACCGGUGGUAGAGGGACAAGACAUGGGAUCAACUCCAGUCUCCGGUCGUUCCCCAGCCCAGCCGCAAGAAAUUCAGCGCCGGUAUCCCGAACGGCAACGGCGUGCGCCUAAUAGGUUUUCGCCUUGAGAAGGAAGAGAAAAAGACGAGGACUUUGUGUUUUUCAGAACUGUAAUUAUUUUGUAUUUAGUAUGUCUGUACUUUGUACGUUCCAGAACUUCAAUUAUUCUCGUGUUUUGUUAAAUUGUCAUAUCGUGUUACUUUGUGAGUAUUGCACUGGAACGCCGUCGAAUGGUAUUACUGUGCU
Messenger RNA from Ixodes scapularis (black-legged tick), 913 nucleotides. RefSeq lists its product as uncharacterized. The record is from RefSeq and is a predicted model, not a curated record. Gene Ontology annotation, molecular function: nucleic acid binding. Bases 121 to 735 code for a protein of 204 amino acids. The transcript has a single exon. NCBI's taxonomy places the organism in Eukaryota, Metazoa, Arthropoda, Arachnida, Ixodida, Ixodidae.